Messenger RNA from Aspergillus novofumigatus IBT 16806, 309 nucleotides. Its product is annotated as succinate dehydrogenase assembly factor 1. The record is from RefSeq and is a predicted model, not a curated record. Gene Ontology annotation, biological process: mitochondrial respiratory chain complex II assembly. NCBI's taxonomy places the organism in Eukaryota, Fungi, Ascomycota, Eurotiomycetes, Eurotiales, Aspergillaceae. The coding region runs from base 59 to 295 and encodes 78 amino acids. The transcript has 3 exons. Gene Ontology annotation, cellular component: mitochondrion.
CUAGGACUAAUCGUACUGAGAAGUUUUCCAGCGAGAAUAUAAUACGCCAUCCAAACCGAUGGCUCGUCUAUCAGGUCUUCAGAGGGAGGUCCUGUCUCUCUAUAGAAGGUGUCUGAGAGAAAUCAGGAAAAAGCCUUCAGAAACACGGAGCAAUUUCAAAGCGUACACAAGAGCAGAAUUUCGAAAGAACAUGUCCGUCAGCAAGAAGGAUUUUAGUGCGAUAGAAUAUCUACUGCGCAAAGGGAACAGGCAACUUGAGAUGUAUUCAUCCCCUGGUAUCCGAAACAUCCGGUAAUCGCGGCGCGCGUU